Molecule: messenger RNA, 1623 nt
Organism: Pollicipes pollicipes
Lineage: Eukaryota; Metazoa; Arthropoda; Thecostraca; Pollicipedomorpha; Pollicipedidae
Product: dnaJ-like protein 60
Exons: 6
Coding region: 137-823 (228 amino acids)
Source: RefSeq, a predicted model, not a curated record
GGUAAAGAACACCGUCGGUUGUUACGUAAUGUGUUUCAGGCUGGAAACGUUGUUACAUCAGAUGCACUUCUUUAUGACCACGUAAUUACUACGCCAUUUCCUUGUGAUAGAAGGUGAAAUAUCUCAAGACAUUGGUAUGGACUGCAUUGGCAGGAUUGGGCACUGUAGCAGCCUCCUUAAAGGUAGAUUAUGUCUGCUCCAAACUAUUAGGCAUGAGAGCAAGAAUCAUUACCAAGUUCUUGGACUUCCAAACACAUGUUCAACCAAGGAAAUAAGAGAGGCAUACAUGGUGUUAUCAAAGAAGGUGCACCCGGACGUCUCCCCGGGUAGCCACAGCGAGUUCGUGCGGCUCAACGACGCCUACCAGACGCUGAGUCGGCGGCAGUCGCGAGCGCUGUACGACGCCAGCCUGCUGCGGCCGCCGACGGUGGCGCCUCCAGACGGCCGCGUCUGGCGUCGCCACGGCGACGUCGACACCACGGCGACCCACGACAGAAUAUUCUGGGACGAGAGCAUAUUCGGCAUGCGUUACCGGGCCGGCGAUGAAAAGUUUGAAAACAAACCGUAUUACGGCAUUAGGGGCCUGAAGCGCCAGUCGAACGGACCCAUCGCCUUCAUUUGCGUGUUGUUCAUGGCGCUCGGGAUCAUCCUGCACGUGCUGGCGAUCAGAUCCUCUCACCAGAUGGCGACAAUGCACGUUGAUGAAAAGAAUCGCCGUCUCUUCGCCGUGUACACUGACGCCAAACAGAAGGCGAUCGACCCUAAGGACAAGGACAAGAUUGGGGACUUCCUGAAGUCAUUGAAAGCUGACCCAGUCAACUGAGUGCUUCUAGGAGAUGCUAGAUAUAUUUAGAAUUGGGCAUAGUGUCAAAACACUGCUCUUAUGCUCCCCACGCCGUCAGUCGUUGAUAAGCAUCCCUUCCAGGGCGGCGACAGUGGGAAAUGCGUGCGAUUAGUGCUCUUCACACACGGCGUUGAGCGUUUGUGAGAGGCAAGCUGACAUAGACUGGGAUGUCAGAAUUCUUGUAUCCCGAGUACCCGUGGGACAGGGAUGUUGUCAAGGGUUUUCGUCGGCGCCAGAUGUAUAUUUUAAAAUGCGGUGUGCGUGCUGCUGUUCGACGGAUGAUUUUCGAAGUGAUUGCUUAAGCUUGUUGGUUUGCAUCAGGUGCCUCAGUGCGCGCUCUUGGUCUAGACCAAACCUCAGGACAAUUUGUGAUUCCUGAAUGGCAUGCACGGAAUGACACAAGGCUCGUCAUUCCUUUACCACGUGCAAUGUAAUGUGCGCAUCAGUUGGUUGCGAUGCGCACGCGUUCACGUUGCGCACGUGUCGUCCGCACGGUUGCGCAGUGCAGUGCAGUACGGCUGUAUGUGUCCGCGGGAAGGAAAACCGUUUUGAGUGUGGUGCGCCCCCGUGAUGUAUGUGAUGUCAUCAUUCGUCCGUUUGGCGAAAGCUAUGCGGGAUUAUGGCGCGUUACUGUGAUAGCGAUGUUCUGCGUGGCACAUGAUUGUAACACGGUGGCGAGCGUGUGGAACGUAUGUGUUACGUCGUGUGGCUUAUUGGUCACUGUACUGUAAUUGUACGUCUGCGCCCGCUGAAACUAUAUUAUAAAGCUGUGGAUCCCA